AUGGAAGAGGACCCGCUGAAGCAAUACGAGCAAUUGAAGUCCGACCUGUCAGAGGCUCUCAAGCAGCGGAGACAGUACGAGGACGAGUUGGAUGCGUUGCAGCAAGAGAUCUACGAUAAAGAGACGGAAUAUUUCACCUCGACCACGUACAUCAGUUCCCUGACGAGCAAACCGCUAUACAUCCCCGGAAAUAUCAUUAAGGGAUUCGAAGGGUUCUCCAAAGCACAGCACCACAGCGGCGGGUCCAACUCCGCCGCGAACGACUACCACGGCGGGAUCCCGAACGAGGACAGAAUCUUCUCGUUGUCCAGCGCAGCGUUCCAGCCAAAACUGCCACACAACACAAACCAACAACCACCGUCCCAGCAGGAGACCAAUGUACAAGCAACACAGAGUAACGACUCCAAUGGCGGCUAG
Huiozyma naganishii CBS 8797 is the source of this 417-nucleotide messenger RNA. RefSeq names its product Eaf6p (gene EAF6). Gene Ontology annotation, cellular component: NuA4 histone acetyltransferase complex. The transcript has a single exon. NCBI's taxonomy places the organism in Eukaryota, Fungi, Ascomycota, Saccharomycetes, Saccharomycetales, Saccharomycetaceae. The record is from RefSeq and is a predicted model, not a curated record. Bases 1 to 417 code for a protein of 138 amino acids.